UAAUUCAACUAAAAUGCCACAACCAAAAUACAUAGUUCAACAAAACUUCUCCAUUAAAACCUAGCCCAUCUCCAUUUUUGUUUUCAAGUUGAACCCAUUUGUCAUUUUACUAACGGUGAAGUAAAAGCUCUUCCAAUUGCACCAGUUUAGGGCUCACACAAAACAGAAACGCCAUUUGCGUUUAGGGUGUUGGAGAAGAAAAAGUUUCUUGGAGACAGAGAGCUCGUAGAAGCUAAUAGGAUUUGCUUCGCUGUAAAGGCUUGUGGUAACCCCAACAGCAAGAUACGUUUUACCUGUGGGAGCGUAAUUCUCAAUUGUGAGAUUUAUGCAUGAUUAGGAAGAUGUCAACUGCACAGCCUUCAAAGAAACUAGUGUCCUGUGUUAUCCUUGAUUUGGAUGGUACACUACUUAACACAGAUGGAAUUGUAAGUGAUGUUUUAAGAGUUUAUUUGGGCAAGUAUGGAAAGCAGUGGGAUGGACGGGAAAUUAAAAAAAUUGUUGGAAAAACACCAAUUGAAGCUGCAAGUGCUGUUGUUGAAGAUUAUGAGCUAUCUUGUACAACGAGUGAAUUACUUUCAGAGAUUACCCCCAUGUUCUCCAAUCAGUGGUGCAACAUCAAAGCACUUCCAGGUGCCAAUCGGUUAAUUAAACAUUUGAGUGGUCAUAGAGUGCCAAUGGCAUUGGCUUCAAACUCUCCAAGGGAAAACAUAGAAACCAAAAUUUCUUUCCAUCAGGGCUGGAAGGAAUCCUUUUCUGUCAUCAUUGGUGGUGAUGAAGUAAGAUUGGGGAAGCCUUCUCCGGAAAUAUUCCUUGAAGUUGCUGAAAGGCUUAAUGUCAACCCUUCCAGCUGCCUUGCGAUUGAAGAUUCUCUACCAGGUGUUACAGCUGGAAAGGCUGCUGGUAUGGAGGUGGUUGCUGUACCCUCCAUCCCAAAGCAGGCCCACCUUUAUACUUCAGCGGAUGAGGUGAUCAACUCUCUACUUGAUUUGCGACCUGAAAAGUGGGGCCUACCUCCUUUCCAAGAUUGGAUAAAAGAUACUUUACCACUAGAACCUUGGCACAUUGGGGGUCCUGUCGUUAAGGGAUUUGGUCGGGGCUCAAAAGUACUUGGGAUCCCUACAGCAAAUUUACCCACAGAAGGAUAUGGAUCUCUUCUUUCAGAACAUCCCUCAGGAGUAUAUUUUGGUUGGGCUGGAUUAUCUAAACGAGGUGUCUUUAAAAUGGUCAUGAGUAUUGGUUGGAAUCCUUAUUUCAACAACACUGAAAAGACUAUAGAGCCAUGGUUGCUUCAUGACUUUGAUGAGGAUUUCUAUGGGGAGGAACUGCGUCUUAUUAUAGUCGGCUACAUACGGCCAGAGGCCAAUUUCUCAUCCCUCCAGAGCUUGAUAGAGAAGAUUCAUCACGACAGAAAAGUUGCAGAGGAAGCUCUUGAUCUUCCAUUGUUCUCCAAAUACAAGGACGACCCAUAUCUUAAAAGUUCUACAUAAGGGUGUCCCAGGAAUUUCUUGAAGGUCCCCAACCCGGGAGGUGCCUACGCCAUAAGUAAACCCCUCAACAACCCCAAGCCCCGUUAGUCAAAAUUGAAAGCCGGCAAGGGAGGGAGGCGGGGAAGUACUCGAAACCCGACAAUCUUAGACAGAAUAACCAAUGCAAGAAUAUCUGCAACAAAGUUUGGUUUAUUUUCCUUAGAACAUGAUGAAACCCGACUUCUUCAAAGAGAUUAGCAAAAAUGAAUGUCUCAAAGGAUAGACCGGAUCUGAAGUAUCAUUCAGCAGACAACCAAUAUCAAUAACGAGAGUACCCCCAAACCAGGAUUUUGGUCAAUAAACUAUUUCCUUCCACAUUCAUAAUACAGAAUUCUAGACUUAUAAUACAACGUCGUAGGCAUUCAAUACAAUAUCUUAGGCUUUAGAGUCAUUACCUUA
Prunus avium (sweet cherry) is the source of this 1925-nucleotide messenger RNA. RefSeq names its product bifunctional riboflavin kinase/FMN phosphatase-like. Lineage: Eukaryota; Viridiplantae; Streptophyta; Magnoliopsida; Rosales; Rosaceae. The record is from RefSeq and is a predicted model, not a curated record. Gene Ontology annotation, biological process: riboflavin biosynthetic process; FMN biosynthetic process. Gene Ontology annotation, molecular function: riboflavin kinase activity.